Messenger RNA from Closterium sp. Naga37s-1, 666 nucleotides. NCBI's taxonomy places the organism in Eukaryota, Viridiplantae, Streptophyta, Zygnematophyceae, Desmidiales, Closteriaceae. The record is from the annotation of a GenBank genome assembly.
AUGGCGAUCACCGGUGAGAACAGCUGCGGUGAUGAUGACGACGAUGCACUUUACGCCGCCACCGAGAUGCUGGAGGCCAGAACGGGACUAGAUUUUCUAGUUUCCGUGCUCUCCCAUGAAAAAGAGAAGCCAGGUCCCGUCGCCUCAGUAGCAAACACUGGUGAAGCGUCUGGCCUCUGCCGCGGAGACGAUCGUCCCCAGCCCGCGCAUACUGCUAAGCCGGCCGUGCCGUCAGCAGCCGGACCGAGCGUGACGGUGGCAAGUGUGGCAAGAGUGGGCUGGGCACGGUGCAACCGAUCUUCAGACCCAAGCCUUCAAGCGGCAUGCCGCGACGAACAAGCACCAGUUGGCCAUCAAUCACCUGAAGCAGAUGCUAGCUCAGGCUGGGAUGCGCGGCUGUCGGACCUCAUGUGCAUGGCAUUGCUGCCGUACGAGCCCGACUGGGCGGAGGUGGUGAAGAUCUGGAGGGCGUACAAGAAGCGCAAGCCCAUCACAACAGUGGCAGCACCAAAGAAGCAACCUAGUGCUAAGGGGAAAGAGAAGGUGGACGAGGAUGCUGCUGGUGGUGCUGGCUCUGGGUGGGGGACAGAGACCCCCGUGCACAGGCACGGUUCUAUGAGCGAUGGUGGUGGUAGUGACGAAGAUGAAGACAUGUGUGUGAUGUGA